CUCUCUCAGGAAGUUGCCAGCCGGACUGUUUUUCGCGACGAACCGUCGUUUCUUGUUCGCGUAUUAUGUAGGAGGCUUCUUUCUAUUGUGUUUAUUUGGGACUCUACACAGCGUAUUUGUUAAUGGAUACGGCUAAGAUUUCCAGCCUACAUUCUGACAUGGACUGGAGAACCUCUUAGAUAUUAGUCUGCUGCGCACAGAUGCAAAUAUGAAUAAAGGGUGGCUAGAGCUCGAGAGCGAUCCUGGACUGUUCACUCUGCUGGUGGAAGAUUUCGGUGUCAAGGGGGUACAGGUGGAGGAAAUCUAUGAUCUCCAAAGCAAGUGUCAGAGCCCAGUCUAUGGCUUCAUCUUCCUCUUUAAGUGGAUUGAGGAGCGUAGAUCCAGGAGGAAAGUUAAUACACUGGUGGAUGAAACGUCAGUCAUUGAUGAGGAAAUUGUAAAUGAUAUGUUUUUUGCUCAUCAGCUGAUACCGAACUCAUGCGCCACCCAUGCUUUGCUGAGUGUUCUUCUGAACUGCAGUGGAGUUGAGCUUGGCACCACCCUUAGUCGCAUGAAAGCUUUUACAAAAGGCUUUAGUCCAGAAAGCAAAGGUUAUGCAAUAGGAAAUGCCCCAGAGCUUGCCAGAGCACAUAACAGCCAUGCCAGACCGGAGCCUAGGCACUUGCCAGAAAAACAGAACGGGAUCAGUGCAGUGCGGACCAUGGAAGCCUUCCACUUUGUUAGCUAUGUACCCAUCAAAGACCGCCUCUUUGAGCUUGAUGGGCUCAAGGCUUAUCCCAUUGACCAUGGACCCUGGGGUGAGGAGGAGGAAUGGACUGAUAAGGCACGGCGUGUUAUUAUGGAGAGGAUUGGACUGGCCACUGCUGGCGAACCAUACCAUGAUAUCCGCUUUAACCUGAUGGCAGUGGUGCCUGACCGCAGAAUGAAGUACGAGUCCAAGCUGGAAAUAUUAAAACGAAAUCGACAGACUGUGCUGGAGGGUCUACAGAAGAUGAUCCGGCUCACCCAGCCCGAGCUUGUCCAUGACAAGAAGCAGCAAGGCUCUUCCUCUCCAGAUGAAAGCAGCGUCACAGUCAAGAAAGAAGCAGAUGCAGACCCAGUUACAUCCCAAGGAGGUGAACACGCAUCUUCAGGCGACUCAGGGGUUCAGUCCAAGGACACCACUAGCUCGUCAGGAAACACUAAGGUCAUGGGCAAACCACCAGUCCCCACCGGAGGAGGAUCCCAGCAAGUAACUAGUUCCAAUCCCAUUGUUCAACGUUUGCCCGCCUUUCUGGACAACCACAACUAUGCCAAGUCUCCAAUGCAGGAGGAGGAAGAUCUUGCGGCUGGUGUCGGACGCUCUCGGAUGCCAGGCCAUCCUCAACCCCCUUACUCGGAUGAUGAAGAUGACUACGAUGACGAGGAGGAAGAGAUGACUGGCUCUGCAGGAACAUCCAGCAGGUUUAGGCGGAAGGCAAGCCUACGCUCGAGGACGGGACGGGUUGCGACUGGAAUGGAGAGCCAGAUCGCCCUCAGUGUUUUGGCUGAGAAACUAAAAAAGGAGGCUCAAAGAAAAGAUGCCCUGAAUACACCUCUGUCUGUCCGCACUGAGGGUCGCACCGGGGGCAUUUGCAUCACAUCUGCUUCACAACCUUCCCCCACACCCAGCAAUGAGAGCACUGAUACAGCCUCUGAGAUUGGCAGCGCCUUUAACUCCCCCUUGCGCUCUCCGGCUCGCUCCCAGGCUGCCACUCGCCCAUCCAGUCCGGUCGCUUCCCAUCUGUCUCGCGUGCUGUUUGGAGAAGAUGAGAUGCUGAGGCUCGACUCCAGACAUAACCGUGCCGUACGGGAGCUCGGCCCCUCUGUCAGUGUAGCCCUGCUACAUCUACAGGAGGAUGGAACCAUCUAUGCUCUCCCUCCAUCUGCAGAUUUGGCUGCUGAUGGCACAAAGCGGCCCAGCACUCCUGAGAAGUUGAAAGACAAAGAGCAGGCAGACGGAAAGGAAGGCGUGAAAGGAGGAGAUGAGGGACCGUCUGCAGAGGUGAAGAAGGAAGAGGGGAGCACAGAUGGAGCUGAGCUGAAACCAGGCAAGGAAAAGCUCAACACCGUGGAAACUCCUGCAGACAGCAAACCUCCUGGGGAUAAGUAUUCACCCAAAGAGCUGCUUGCACUGCUCAAGUGUGUAGAGGCUGACAUUGCCAAUUAUGAGGUGCAUCUAAAGGAAGAGGUGGAAAAGAGGAAGAAAUACAAAAUCGAUGAUCAAAGGAGAACCCACAAUUAUGAUGAGUUUAUCUGCACCUUUAUAUCAAUGCUGGCCCAAGAAGGCAUGUUGGCUAGCCUUGUGGAGCAGAACAUAUCUGUGCGUCGUCGGCAGGGAGUGAGCAUUGGCCGCUUGCACAAACAGAGGAAGCCCGAUAGAAGGAAACGUUCCCGACCUUAUAAAGCCAAACGCCAGUAAACACGAACAAUCAUAACUUCUGAGAGCAACAAGCAAUCACCAUGGGAUUGGGGGCGGGGCUUCACUCCUGAAACAUUCUCCUGAAGGCAGGUUAUUGCUGCGUUGCAUUCAUUUCUUUUGUCAUAUUUGUAUAUGCUAUUUUAGACUUAAUGUAACAUUUUGCACCUGUGCCAUUGCUAUAUGCAGCCUCUGGAAAAAAGGGCAUGUCCCAAGUGAAGCUGGAUGCUUUUUUUUUAUUCUCUACAGUUUUGUGUGGUCAGUACAAUAAAUGUUUUUUUUUUUUCUGUAUUUCUAUAAAAUUCUAUAUAUCACUAAACUUUUGUAACAACAAGUCAGCAUUUCCUCAGUUGUAUCCCUCUUUGACGUUUUCACAGUGCCAAUGAAGUAUUUAAAGUAUUGAAUGUUUGUUUUAGUCAUUCUCAGCACUUCAGCAUAUCCAGUGUAGCAACUUCACUAUAUAACAUAAAAAAUAGACUUGUAAUCAAUGUAAUAUAUAUGGACAGUUAAGACCCCAACGACACAGUCACUCACAGACUGAUUCAUCACGUUUUUCUCUUCACUGGAAUGUCUUUUUCAAUCAAAGGUCUCUGGAUAUAUAUGUACAGUUUGUCUCCUGAGGUCCUGCAAAUAAUAAAAAUAAAUAAAUCAAAAAAAGGAAA
Oreochromis niloticus (Nile tilapia) is the source of this 3099-nucleotide messenger RNA. It is a transcript of the gene bap1, whose product is annotated as BRCA1 associated deubiquitinase 1. NCBI's taxonomy places the organism in Eukaryota, Metazoa, Chordata, Actinopteri, Cichliformes, Cichlidae. The transcript has 17 exons. Gene Ontology annotation, cellular component: cytoplasm. Gene Ontology annotation, biological process: protein deubiquitination; ubiquitin-dependent protein catabolic process. The record is from RefSeq and is a predicted model, not a curated record. Bases 209 to 2440 code for a protein of 743 amino acids. Gene Ontology annotation, molecular function: cysteine-type deubiquitinase activity.